This is a messenger RNA of Scylla paramamosain (green mud crab), 4407 nucleotides long. It is a transcript of the gene cass, whose product is annotated as apoptosis inhibitor 5-like. Bases 93 to 1718 code for a protein of 541 amino acids. Gene Ontology annotation, molecular function: RNA binding. Gene Ontology annotation, biological process: negative regulation of apoptotic process. Lineage: Eukaryota; Metazoa; Arthropoda; Malacostraca; Decapoda; Portunidae. The transcript has 10 exons. Gene Ontology annotation, cellular component: nucleus. The record is from RefSeq and is a predicted model, not a curated record.
GGACAACAAGAUGGCGGAAUAGCGAGCAAGAGAUAGGAGAGACCAGGCGGGCGGCGAACGGAUUCCUUUAUUUUUCUCACAAAUUACCCAAGAUGGCGAGCGUGGAGAGACUUUACACUUUGUACAAUGCAAUAGACGACGCCAAAGACAAAGCAGGAGAGCAUGAGGCAGAGUUCUUGGAGAUCUUGAGUGGGGUGAAGGGAGGGCCGGGGGAGAGGCGCCUCACAUCCCAGUUUAUCGCAAGGUUCUUCCGGCACUUCCCCAACCUCCAGGAGCAGGCACUCAACUGUCUCUUUGACCUGUGUGAGGAUGAAGAUGUGGCGAUUCGCAAGCAGGCCAUCAAGGACCUUCCCACAUUGUGCAAGGGCAGAACAGAGCUGGUGCCCAAGGUGGCAGACAUUCUGGCACAGCUGCAGCAGGUGGAGGACCAGGUGGAGCUGUCAACAGUACACAACUCCCUGGUCACUCUCCUCAAGACUGAUGCUAAAGGUGCCUUGACGGGGCUGUUCUACCAGAUCCAGCACAGUGAGGACGAGUUGGUGAGGGAACGCUGCAUCCGUUUUGUGCAUGCCAAGCUGCGUUCUCUUGGCACGGCAGUCUUCACGCCUCAGGUGGAGACGCUGAUUCUCGGCGAGGCAAAGAAGGUGCUACAGGCGGCGUCCUCAGAAGAUGAGUUCUCCCUAAUGAUGGGAAUCCUGCGGGACCUCAAGACAUGCCAGUCCGUGAAGGGAUACCAGCAGCUAGUGGACCUGGUGACUGAACAGGUGGAUCUGACCCGACCUCUUGACCCGGCUGACUUGGAGAGUGUGCAGCGCCUUAUUUCCUGCGUCAAGCAAGCCCUCCCUUACUUCUCAUCUCAGGUGCGGUCAACAGUGUACGUGGAGUACCUGUGGAAAGAGGUGCUGCCAGUCCUGGACCAGAUAGAAACCACACUGUCGGAGGGCGGCUCACAGGGGACACCAAUCCUCGAUGUGCUCAAGAUUGUUGCUGAACUAAUUCCUCAUGCUGGGAACCUGGAGGACGUGCCUGGAAAGGUGCUGGUGAUCUUCUUCAAGCUCCUGGAAGUGAUGCCCCUGCCACCUGAAGGAGAUGCAGCUACAGAGGCUCUGGAGGGAGGAGUGAGUCUUGAGUUCUCCCGGGUGGAGUGCUUGUUGUUCACCUUCCACCAGCUGGCCAGACAGCAGCCAGAGUUCCUGAAUGAUGACCCAGACAGACUCAAGGACUUCAGGAUCAGGCUGCAGUACUUUGCCAGGGUUUCACAAGCAUACCAGAAACGGCUGAGAGAAGCUCUUGCUAACAAGACCGGGGAGGAACUGAAGACAGAGGAGAACAAGAUCAAACUCAUUGCCCUCAGGACCACUGCCAAUAUCAACGUGCUCAUCAAGGACCUCUUCCAUCAGCCGCCCUCAUAUAAGGCAAACAUCUCACUGUCAUGGAAGCCGACCACAUCAGGCGGCAAAGCUGUAACGAAUGGUACAGAGAAGCGUCACCCGCCCAUCACCUUUGAGUCCAGCCCCAACAAGAGCCAGAAGGUGGAGCGCCAGAUUUACGCACCGCCCAGGGACAAGUACAGCCAGCGUGCAGGACAGUACUCUGGAGGAGGAAACUUCCGUGGGAGAGGGCGUGGGCGAGGCCGUGGCUUUGGCUACAUUCCUGGCCGAGGCUCAUCAUACAGGGGCGGCUUCAGGGGACGGCGGGGAGGCUUCCGAGGCUACUGAGUGACCUGGACCUGCUGUGUGACCCUCUGUUGACCUGACCUGACCUGAGGCAAUAAUCACAGGGAGCAGUGUCGGUAAACUGGAGUGUGGAGUGUGUUGGACGGAAUUAUUGUAAGAGGAGAGUGAGUGGGGAGUGCUGGGAAUGACGUGAUAUACUGUGGUGUGUGAUGAGGCAGUAUGGCGUUAUGGUGUUGGUUAGCCCGGUACUCCUCUGAAGGUAUCACUUUAAGACUUCAUCCCUCUUCUCUCCUCGGAUCAUGGAAAAGCCCACUGGUUUUUUUUUACAUUUUCUACUCCUCUUGAUGCUUGCAAGUUCACGGUUACUGUUUUUUAGUGUUGGUGUAACAUAAGGUACACUCCAUCAGAUAUUUACAAGAAUAUUUAAAUUAUUAUUUUUUUCACAAUUAAGGCUGCUAUCCGUGUGCAUCAGGAUGCACAGGAGUUAGAUUUUUAUGCAGUGUUUCUUAUAAUGUCAUGAAAAAAACACAUUUUUAAAUGCUCUCCAACAGACAGUUAUGUUAAGAAUGAUUAAGCUUUUUUUUUCUUUUUUUAGCAUUUUACUCCAAAAAAAAAGACAAUCUAUGCCAACUUUUCUCAAACACAACAAAAGCAGAAUUACUCUAUCCUUUCCUUGACAAUUUCACUCUAAACUAAGACUAACCUUGCUCACUCUACAUAACACUCUUAGAGAAUAUUGGGAUACCUUAAUGCAAUACAAAUUUACUCUAAAAAAAAAACAAUGUAUUAGAUGUUGUGGGUAAUGUGGAAUCUUUAUUUUUUUCUGAAUAGUGUGAUUUGCAGAGGAGUUGUCUUGAAUAAGUGUUGGGAGGGAGGUAAGACUUCUCUCAUCUACUGGAACAAGUGACUGCCUUCUUGAAACAUGUACAAAAAUAUCAAAAAUUAUGACCGAUUAGAAGAAUUAUACAUAGCAAAGAAGCCGUCAGUGAUUACAUACAUCAAAGGGACCAUUAACAGAGACUAACACUAACUGGUGUCUUGUAAAUACACACACACAUUGCUGUAUUUCUUAAUCUUAAAUGGUUUACUAAUGAAUAGAGUGGUGGCCCCGAGUAGUGAUGUUCCCUGAGAACUGUCGCAUAGAGAGGAAGACUUGUGAUAGCUUAGUAACAUUUCAAGUUGAUCCAGAUUUACUAGACUGCACUUGAGAAAACGUAGAUGAUUCUUUCUUAGUGAGUAAGCAGCAAGUUCAGCUUCUUUUGAUGUUUUGUAUCUGCAGUUUGUGGUUAUGAGGCCGCCAGUGUUUUUAUUCGUUGUUUGCAAGUAUUUGUUGUUUAUUGUGUAACCCUCAAGCUUUUGCCUCAAGUAGGAAGCUAAGGAUAAGAAAAAGAAAUCCUCCUUGAAAAUGAUACUAAAGGACACAACAUUUAAGAACUCUAUUAAGAACAAGGCAACCAGCAAGACAUCCUGCAAGAGUGAUAAAAGGAUUCCCAACCAUCCCAUCAUGCUUCUCUUCCUCCUCCUCCUCCUACCACCACCACCACCACUACUACUGCUACUACUACUCCCUCGAUGCAAGAAGACCUCCAACAAGGCAGCAAGGGUACCACCACCACCACCACCUCCUCCACCCCCACAUGGGCAGAACCAAGUUAGACACCUGUACCUCAACCUUCAGUGCAAAAUCACACCCAGUACACACAAGACAAGAAACAGUAGCUCAUUUUUAUUGACACUUCUUUUUCCAGGUGGUGUGAGGGAUGCAGAGCUGAUCUCCAUCAUUGAGUGAUUAGUGUUUCUUUAGUUUCAGAGCAAGACAAGCUGGUGUGGUGUGGCAAGGCUGAGCUGCUUGGUAAGACACCCUUCCAUUACUCUUGUAGGAAUAAUGACUUUGUAUUGCCUUUCCCAUGUACUUAAAUCUGUGUGAAGACUCAAGGAUUAACUAAUGUCUUAAUCUCUCCAACAUGUGCAGCUUGCAGUGUGAGGCUGUUGGUAAGUGGAUCUGUAUGUACAAACUGUCUCCUGUUUACUGCUGAUGCCUUUGGUUUUCAGCUUCUCUUAUCUGCCAAUGUAGUAGAGCAUGCAGCAUUCAGAUAUAUGCACUUGUUGCUUUCAUAUCUGCUUGAAACCCAUGUAUGCAUUUCUCUUGGAUUUCUGUAGGACUCUUAACUGGGUUAUUCUAGGCUCUAAACUUUGGAUUUUUUAAGGGAUUUUAGACUGAAAGUAAGGGGGAUUCUACAUUUUUUCAGAGAUUGAAUUGUUUCUGUGGCUGUAAAUAUUUUAAUGGGCUGCAGACAAUGUUUUGAGGGAUUCUAGAUAUUUCUACUCCGGAUUUUUUCUUUUUCUUUCUCUUUUUGAAGGUGUCUGUUCUUGUGGUUCUAGAGUAUUUUUGUGUGAAGUUAAGGUUUUUCUGGUGGACUCUAGUAGACAGUACAAUUCAAAGUAUUUAAAUCCUGGCCUGUGUUCCUAGUUCAGUCUUCAUUGUCAUAGUCUUCCAUACUUUCUUGCCUCUUAGUUCACAGGCUCAUGACAGUAACACAAUCACACACAUCCUCUAUUGCCAAUCUCCUCAGUCCCUUGAGGUUAGGUUAGCUUUAAUAUCCUCCUUCCUCUCACUCUCAUUCCUCAUACAUUACUGUCUUUCUCUUAGCUCUAAUCUCUCUCUCUCUCUCUCUCUCUCUCUCUCUCUCUCUCUCUCUCUCUCUCUCUCUCUCUCUCUCUCUCUCUCUCU